Gambusia affinis (western mosquitofish) is the source of this 3813-nucleotide messenger RNA. RefSeq lists its product as uncharacterized. The record is from RefSeq and is a predicted model, not a curated record. The coding region runs from base 1614 to 2576 and encodes 320 amino acids. Lineage: Eukaryota; Metazoa; Chordata; Actinopteri; Cyprinodontiformes; Poeciliidae. The transcript has 3 exons.
UGGGACAGAAAUGGGCUACACUGUGUGGGGCCCAUAUAGUUUCAGUAUUGUGGGCCCAACAUGAAAAGACCAUGUGGGCUUUCCACAUUGAACCCACAUGACAUAAACAUGGCCGUACAUGAGUUGGACCUCAACAAGGAAAUGUAGAUCCUUUAGAUUUUUAUGUCAGUUAAUGGUACAAAACUGUGGAACAUCUUAAUAGACAAUGUGGUUAACCUGUAACUUUCAAACUUUUCACUAUAUGUCAAAGCAAAAGCUGCAAGAGCAAGAACAUAAAAAUUUGGAAAAGAAAUUACCCAAAAUAUCAGAUUGAUGGUCUUGCCAAGGCAAUUUGUACUCAGUUGAUAUAAAGUGUAGAAGCAAUUGCAUAAGCUUUUCUGUCUACAGAAGGAAAAGCUUUCCUUGGAUGGUUACCUCGUCUUGGAAGUCACCAAGGUGUAUUGUAUUUGAACCUAAAACAUGCUCACUAUGUGAUCUCUGUGUCUGGCUCAUUUACUAACACCGACAUGACACUACGCUUCCAAAAAGACCAGGAUAUUGCCAUUAAAAAAUAAUGCUUCAAAGCUUUAUUUUUUAAAACAGUUCAGUAUUGCUCUUACUACACUUUGAACCCCUAAUGGUUUUUCUUUUUAUUAUUUACACUAGAACAGUCCAGUUAAGUCUGGAUGUGAUUUUUGUGACAUAAUCCGUUUUAAAUAUGCACCAUAUGUAAUCUUCUGCUCACUCAAAAUUAGGUUCAGAUCUGGACUUUUCACCUUGCUUUUUUUAAUGCAAAGGGUUUAUUGCAGCUUUUUCACAACAGGAUUUAAUUCUUAUUUGGAGAAAUUGUUCAGAUCAGACCAUUGUGAAAAAUAUUACAAAAUGUUUAGAAAAUAAAUUUAAACAAAACUCAUUAUCUAGUGAGAAAGACUAAAAUUUUGAGAAUCUGUUUCAUAAAUCUGCAAACAUUUUCCAAGUUGUCAGCAUAAAUAAAAUGAAAUAAAAACUUAACAUUUCUAUUAAUGAUUCAUUUUAUAUAUUUUAAUCUGAUUGCAAUGAUCUUUUUAACCUUUUUAUUGCUCUAUUGCAGGAUGUCAAACUCCAGUCCUCAAGGGCAGGUGUGCUGCAGCGUAUAGAGGUGCCUCUCCUGCGCCACACCUGAAUAAAAUAAUUAGUUCAUUAAGGAGGAGGUCAUUAACCAAUUCAUUCCAGGGUUCUGUACAUGUGGCACACAGGACAUCUGGAGGACUGGAGUUUGACACUUGUGCUCUUGGCACCUUUGCCAAUAAAGAUUGGUGAAUUGAAGUAGGCAUUUUACACAUCCACUAAAGAAAAUAGUUCCAAAGAACAUUUUAAUAAGGAGGACGACAAUAUUUAUUUAUUUUUGUUUGAGCAAGUUUUUGAGUGUUACAUCGGUUUUAAAUUUGUUAAACCGAUGUAACACUCAAAAUUAAUCUUGUGUUUCUUGAAAAACGUAAAAUUAACUGCGGAUGGAUAUGCGGUUUCACACUCCAACGUAUUCUCCUCAUCAGUCCGUUUGCGCGGAAUCUGCAGGUUGACUGUCCUACGAAUCUACUUGAAGAGCACGAAACUGUGAAGAUCACCUAUCAACGAUUUGAAAAAGACUUAAAAAAAUGGAUUAUUAUUGUAGUUCUCGGACAAAAAGAAGACGAAUUAAAGCCAAAGUUUCUGAGCAUUUAAAGUUUUUGGAAGACUUCAAGGUCAAAAGUGGCACAUUUUCUGAUUUGGAUUAUGCUUCGGAAGUGGACAACCAGAUUUCCAGUGAAAAGUGGAACUUUGAAGCUCAUUUGAGUGAAAAAGAGACUGAUGCAGAAUUUGAAGAUGAACAUGAAGAACAAUCAGCUGCUGGAAGAAAAUUUACUGCCAGUAGCAUUGAAAUAGAUUUGAACAGCAUGUCUGAAGAAAUUGAUCGCACACGUACACUUAAAAUAAAGCUUGCUGAUUGGGCAGCAAAUCGAAAUAUCUCACACAGUGCAUUGACAGAGCUGCUACAUAUUUUAGUGCACUAUGGUUUGGAUUUACCCAAGGAUUCUAGAAGUCUUUUGUCAACUCCCAAAACCUUUGAAGUGAAAGAAAUGGGACAUGGUAUUUACCAUCAUUUUGGACUGGCUAAGACACUAACUUCACAGCUUUUAAAUGACUCUCAUCUUUCAGUUGAUACGUUGACUCUCCGGGUGAACAUUGAUGGCUUACCACUCUUCAAAAGUUCAAAAAUGGAGUUGUGGCCUAUUUUGGCCAUGAUUAAGGAAUUUCCAAAAUCUGGUGUGUUUAUCAUUGGCUUGUAUGCAGGUGUGGCCAAGCCUGACUCUGUCACAAAAUACUUGAAAGAGUUUAUUGAAGACCUGAAGACAGUAACUCAAGAGGGUUUGAAUUACAGAGGAAAACAUUUUAAUGUUGCACUUCCAGAUGCCUUCAUCUGUGAUGCACCUGCUCGGGCAUUUUUGAAAUGUAUCAAAGGUCAUUCUGGCUACAGCUCCUGUGAACGCUGUGUAGAGCAUGGAAUUUACAUGGAUAAGAAGGUUGUGUUUCCUGAUUGUACAGCACCUCUACGAACAGAUGAAACUUUUGACAGAUGACGAUCACCAUCAUGGAGUUUCACCCUUGCAGCAGCUUGGUGUAGGAAUGGUGUCGAGCUUUGUGCUUGACUAUAUGCAUCUGGUUUGUUUAGGACAUGUUAAAAAAGUUAUAAGUUUGUGGAUCAAAGGACCUUUAAGGUGUCGUCUGUCUGCAGUUACAAUUUCCAUUAUUUCUAAUCACUUGAAAUCAGUGAGAGAUCACCUUCCUAGAAAUUUCUCUAGAAAACCACGUUCACUGAUGGAGUACAGUCAAUGGAAGGCAACAGAAUUCAGACAAUUUCUGUUGUACACUGGCCCAGUGGUUCUUCAAGGACGACUAUCAGCACAAAUGUACAACAACUUUAUGUUGCUCUCAAUAGCAAUGACAAUUCUUCUCAGUCCUGUUUUGUGCUGUAAAUACUGUGACUAUGCUGGAAAACUGUUGAAGUGUUAUGUUACCAAUUUUGCGAAGUUGUAUGGAACAGAACACUUGGUCUACAACACCCACUGUCUCAUACAUUUAGCUGAUGAUGCCAGAAAAUAUGGUGCCUUGGACAAUGUUUCAUGUUUUCCCUUUGAAAAUUAUCUUGGGACAUUGAAGCGACUUGUACGAAGACCCCAAAACCCUCUCCAACAAGUCGUCCGGCGUUUAGCUGAAAAGCCCAUUCUGGGAGAAGAUGGAAGACAGAGUAAAGCUCAAGUUCCACAUUCAUGUGGUCCAACUCUCCCAGACUUUCCUGCUCGCAUGCAGUUCAGGCAGUACAGACAUGAGGGAACCGUCAUAUCAUGUUGUGUAGGAGAUAACUGUUUUGAUGUUGAGGGCAGAGUUGCUGUAAUAAGGAAUAUAAUACAGUUGUUAUCUGGAGCCAUGUACACUGUGUGUCAAUUUUAUGAACAACAAGACUGUUUCUGCAGAUACCCUAUUGAUUCAUCUUGUCUAGGAAUCAGAACUAUGACACAACUUUCAGACCGUCUUUAUGGUGUACCGGUGACAAGCCUGACAAAAAAACUGGUAGUCCUUCCUUUGCGGAACGGUCAUGUUGUUUUUCCUCAGUUACAUGACCAUUAAUUUACUUAAUAUGAACUUCCAGCAUGUCCUUCAGCGUUGUGGAAUUCAUUGAAGAAUCAACAGAGGGAAAGAAGUUGGUGGAUAUAAUCCCAUCAUGUUGGUUUACUGAUGCAAACAAGGCUCAGUGCUUCUGGCCAGCAGGCCUUAGUAUAAAUGUCACGAAAGCAGUGAAGCAACAACUACAGCCAG